Messenger RNA from Ornithodoros turicata, 1231 nucleotides. RefSeq lists its product as uncharacterized. The record is from RefSeq and is a predicted model, not a curated record. The transcript is spliced from 8 exons. Lineage: Eukaryota; Metazoa; Arthropoda; Arachnida; Ixodida; Argasidae. Bases 37 to 513 code for a protein of 158 amino acids.
GAAUUUAGGUGCUAUCUGGAUUAUGAUGAAACUACAAUGCUCAAAGACAAGGACUUGAUCCUUGUCACCGACUCGAAGCGAGAUCCACAGCAAGGACAAUGCAGAAAAUGUGGAGCGCCAGUAGGAAUGGACGCUCCACAGCUCCCGCUGCAGUCGCACACGACUGCACCGCCCACACAACCCCAUCAUCAUUACCAGGCCAUAUCAUCAACUGCUCCUACCCUGCAGCGUGCAGUACAAGUGCAGCACGCCCCACCGACCGAGCGACAAGCCGCGGCGCUGCACACCUUCAAGUCCGCGGCCGACGUUCCGAACACAUUUAGGAACAGGACUGUGCUGUGGCUCAAUCGUGACAUAAGCCAGUAUACCCUGUACCCUGGGAAACUGUAUGGUGAAGCAGCUCGUCUACUGGUGCUGCGUUAUGGCCAGCUCCGUGACGCUGUUGGAUAUGACUCGUGCAGCGCGCACUUCGAUUCAAAGCGAAGUACGAGAGGAGAAAAAUGCACAACAUAGAAGACGUCAAGGCCCACAAGAUGAAGUACGGUAAAAGAGUUAUUGCGCAGUCACCUAACGCGAAGCACAUCUGCAGAGACUCUAAUCUUCCAGAAGUUAUUACGGGACCAGAGUCUGAUUUUUGUAUUGCUGGUCACAUCGAGUGGAUGGACAGUGAAUUGAAGAAGGUCUGUCCAGACAUAGAAAGGGCAUCUGAGUCUAUGAAGACAACAUUUGAAAGCAGGCGAUUGUGGUUACGAGAGCAGAACCCAUCGGUAGGUGGGAUUCUAGAAAGGUACCCAGCCCUUGCAAGACAGGAUCGGAUCUUUGAAGAGUUUGCUCGAAUCAGCAGUGUCGACCCUCAACAAAAGCUCUAUGAAAUAGUGGACCAGUACCGUGAUUCCCGUUGUGCAACUCUCAGUCGGCAACAGGGCUCCACCGUUAGUUGGUCAGCAUAGUUGGUCUGCAUGCUGCAAAUUUCUGCUCCGGUGAUGCCAAGAGAGAAGACAGCGGUGGGAUUCUUGGUGCCGAUCGAUAGUGUCUUGCACCUGCCACGUGAUGCCACAGCCAACUGGAGUUACUGGCUCUCACACAAACCCUAAAGCACCGAAAGAUUCCACAUGAAACCCAGCUGAAACAUGGAACAAAAAACAAUACAAGUAAGAAGACGUUUCCUCCUCGCACAGGACGAUGAGGCAGGCUUGCCAUUGGCUGUCCUGACGCAAUGUGGGCCGUCCUU